UUGAGUCUAUGGUUCUAUAUUUGUGUCGAACAGAAAUACGUCGAGAGCUGCGCCGGUGAACAAUUUAUUUCAAUUAUAAUGAGUAAGCUCGUUGCAGAGGCUGUGCGUUCUCACUUAUUGUAGAGUGAAUCUCAAACAUUGUUGUUCAACCAGUAGUGGUUUUCUAACGAGUGGCGUGUUCCGAAUAAUGGUUUGGGAUGAAACCUUAGUGACGUCUCGCGUUACAAGUAUUACAACCUUGGGUAUUAUGGUUACGAGAAAAAGUGUAUUUUGAAAAUAUAUCCAGUGUUUUCUGCUUGAAAACGUCUGUGAGAUAUUAGUUGACUGUGUGGUGGCAUUGUUCCUCGUAGUGGUGUUGUUAGAUCAGUGUUAUGUCUGGUGGACGCAGCAUCGACAAGGAGCGCAAAUCUCCUAGGGAAAGCGGCGAAGAUUCUGAAGAUGAGAGUGAAAUUUUGGAGGAGAGUCCCUGCGGCCGCUGGCUCAAGCGACGGGAAGAGGUAGAGCAACGCGAUGUGCCGGGCAUCGACUGCGCGCACCUGGCCAUGGACACGGAAGAAGGCGUGGAGGUGGUGUGGAACGAGGUGCAGUUCUCGGAGCGGAAGAACUUCAAGGCUCAAGAGGACAAGAUUCAGAUGGUGUUCGACAACCUCACGAGGCUCGAGCACCCCAACAUCGUCAAGUUCCACCGGUACUGGACCGACACACACAAUGACAAGCCGAGGGUGAUAUUCAUAACGGAGUAUAUGUCAUGCGGCUCGCUAAAGCAGUUCCUGAAGCGGACGAAGCGCAACGUGAAGCGGCUGCCGCUGCAGGCGUGGAAGCGGUGGUGCACGCAGAUCUUGUCAGCGCUCAGCUACCUGCACGGUUGCGUGCCGCCCAUCGUGCACGGCAACCUGACGUGCGACACCAUCUUCAUCCAGCACAACGGGCUCGUGAAGAUCGGCUCCGUCGCGCCCGACGCCAUCCACCACCACGUCAAGACCUGCCGCGAGAACAUGCGCAACAUGCACCUUAUCGCCCCGGAAUACGGAUCAUCGCAAAUGGUGACACCAGCGAUGGAUAUCUACUCGUUCGGAAUGUGCGCUCUGGAGACCGCCGCUCUAGAGAUUCAGGGGAACGGAGACUCGGGCAGCCACGUCACGGAGGAGCACAUCGUGCGAACGGUCGAAUCCUUGGAGGAGCCGAGACAGAAGGAUUUCAUAUACAGGUGCAUUAACAAAGACCCGGCGCAGCGGCCCACAGCGCGCGAGCUGCUCUUCCACCCGCUGCUGUUCGAGGUGCACUCGCUGAAGCUGCUGGCGGCACACACGCUCGUCAACACCACUGCGAACAUAUCGGAGACGAUAACGGACGAGGUGGCGGGCGGCGGCAGCGGCGAGGCGCUGGCGUGGUGCGCGCGCGGCGGCGAGCGCGUGGAGCUGGCCGCGCGCGACCUGCCGCCGCACGCGGAAAAACUGGAGAAAUUCGUCGAGGACGUCAAAUACGGCAUCUACCCGCUGACGGCAUACGGCUGCGGCGUGGGUCGCGGCGUCGGCGGGCGGGCCGCCUCCCCGCUUGAGGCCGCGCCCGCCGCGCCCGCCGCCGACCCGCCGCCGCGCGACCUCGAGACCCGCCGCGUCGUCAACAUGAUGUGCAGCCUCCAGCCGCCGCCGCACCACCACCAGCCGCCCGACCUGCUGAUGACGAUCCUGCUGCGCAUGGACGACAAGAUGAACCGGCAGCUGACGUGCGCCGUCACGCGCCGCGACUCCGCGCACGCGCUGGCCCGGGAGCUGGUGCAGCUCGGCUUCAUACACGAGGCGGACCGCGACAAGCUGUGCCGGCUCAUGGAGGACUCCUUACGCGGCAGCUUCGGCGACCCCGCGCCGCCCGCGCCCCUCCGCGCGCCGCAGCACGUCGCCAGCUAGUGCCCGCCCACUAUAGUCGCGGGGCCAGGCUGCCGGGCCACAGCGCCUGCCGGGCCCGCGCGGCCUAGCACCCGGGCCGUAGCACCUGCCGACUUUAGUGCGGGGCCCACGCGGGGCGCUACCGUUGUCGACUCCGCGGGGCCUAGCAGCCGGGCCGUAGCACCUGCGAGCCACAGUGCCGGGCCCACGCGAGGCGCAGCGGGGCCUAGCAACCAAGCCGUAGCACCUGCCGACUUUAGUGCGGGGCCCACGCGGGGCGCUACCGUCGUCGACUCCGUGGGGCCUAGCAGCCGAGCCGUAGCACCUGCG
Messenger RNA from Ostrinia furnacalis (Asian corn borer), 2216 nucleotides. It is a transcript of the gene Madm, whose product is annotated as MLF1-adaptor molecule. Gene Ontology annotation, molecular function: protein kinase activity; ATP binding. The record is from RefSeq and is a predicted model, not a curated record. Gene Ontology annotation, biological process: protein phosphorylation. NCBI's taxonomy places the organism in Eukaryota, Metazoa, Arthropoda, Insecta, Lepidoptera, Crambidae.